AUGCAGAGCAUUUGUAUUUAAUAAGGAAUAAUGAAAAUUGAUUGCUGGACAAAGCAGUGGAAAUAUUAAGGUUUUAGAAUUUAAUUAAGGAAAUUUGAAAGAGACUAAAUAACUUAAAGAGCAUUAGAAUUAAGUUAAUUCUUUAUUUUAUAUGUUAAAGAGUUAAUAAUUUAUUUCUUGUAGUGAUGAUUUGAUUAGAAUUCGGAAUAUGGAUAAUAAGAAAAAAUGGGAGUUUUAUAAUAUUAGAAGGUCAUACUGAUAGAAUUAAUUGGUAAAUUACAAAUAACUAAGAAGAUUGUGUCAUGUCUGGUAGUACAGAUAAGUGUAUAACAUUUUGGAUUAAAGAGAAUUAAUAAUGGAAGUGCAAUUAGACAUUAUCAGAUAAUAAAAGUAAGAUCAAAUAGUUAUCAUUGAAUUUUUCAUACAAUUAAUAAUUAUCAUGUGGAACUGAUAAAUUAAUAUUGCUCAUCUAAAAAAUAAUAAUAAUAAUAUUAAUGGAAUACAAUCUAAAAAAUAUCAGUUGA
Messenger RNA from Paramecium primaurelia, 524 nucleotides. Lineage: Eukaryota; Ciliophora; Oligohymenophorea; Peniculida; Parameciidae. The record is from the annotation of a GenBank genome assembly.